GUGCAUGCAGCCCAAAAGUUCAAGUUGUCACGAUUUCUUCUCGCAACUCUCUCUCUCUCUCUCUUCAAAUUGUGACAAAUUUCACAUCCCUCAUCUCCAAUUGUCUCUAUUUCUCUCUCUCUCUCUCUCUCUCUCUCUCUCUCUUCAAAUUGUUACAAAUUUCUUGUUCCUCUCAGAUCUCCAAUUUUUCACAAAUUUCAUCUCUCUCUCUCUCUCUCUCUGGUUUGAACCUGCGAUGGUCAUGGCGAAAGGAACUCGUUAUCACAAGGCCUACUCAAACAGGCGGUCCACUCAAACCUUAAUUCUCGCUGCUCUUGUCAUGUUUUCUGUCAUGGUCCUCAUGCUUCUCGCUCUUGGCAUGUUCUCUCUACCUGUUUCUACCACCCCAUCACACGAACCCAUUGAACGAACUACUGUACAUCUUGAGAAGGAUGGAAACGAUAGAGAAGAGCGAAAACAAUGGACUGAAAUAUUGUCUUGGGAGCCUCGAGCGUUUCUUUUUCACAAUUUUUUGUCAAAGGAUGAGUGUGAGUACCUAAUUAGUCUUGCAAAGCCACAUAUGGAGAAGUCAACUGUUGUUGAUAGUACCACUGGUCAGAGUAAGGACAGCAGAGUGCGGACAAGCUCGGGCAUGUUCCUCAAGAGAGGGCAAGAUAAAAUUAUACAGAGCAUAGAGAAACGAAUUGCAGAUUUUACCUUUAUUCCCGUAGAACAUGGUGAGGGGCUUCAAGUUCUCCAUUAUGAAGUUGGACAGAAAUAUGAACCCCAUUUUGACUACUUUCUUGAUGAAUUCAACACCAAAAAUGGUGGUCAAAGAAUAGCUACCGUGCUUAUGUAUCUUACAAAUGUGGAAAAGGGGGGAGAGACUGUGUUUCCUUCAUCCAAGGUAAACAGCAGUUCGGUACCUUGGUGGGAUGAGUUAUCUGACUGUGCGAAAACUGGGGUAUCUGUAAGGCCAAGAAUGGGAGAUGCCUUGUUGUUCUGGAGCAUGAGACCUGAUGCCACACUUGAUCCGUCAAGUUUGCAUGCUGGCUGCCCUGUGAUACAAGGGAAUAAAUGGUCGUCAACAAAAUGGUUGCAUGUUACUGAGUAUAAAGUUUAAUAUAGCUGGAAUCAAGGUUAGGACAUCAGCCUGUGAUGUCUUGCUUCUAUCACAGUUUGACAUCAACUGAUCCACGCACGUCUGGAGUUGAGAGGACUGGCCUAGUGGUUCAGAGAGCUUUGUCAACCUUUAGGCUUCUAGGUCGAUUCUACAGCUUACCCUGUCAACAAUGUUGUUAGAGAUGCAUGGUGACAAGCUUUCCAAUUCAAUUGACAUGCAUGCCUUCAAGUUUGAACGUGAAUUUACCUCGGUAUCAUGUAUCGUAUUAUGAAAAGCAAAUAAAUUAUCAUUUAAAUGUUGCUUUUUUACAAUUCAA
Amborella trichopoda is the source of this 1418-nucleotide messenger RNA. The record is from RefSeq and is a predicted model, not a curated record. NCBI's taxonomy places the organism in Eukaryota, Viridiplantae, Streptophyta, Magnoliopsida, Amborellales, Amborellaceae.